Molecule: messenger RNA, 537 nt
Organism: Salvia miltiorrhiza (redroot sage)
Lineage: Eukaryota; Viridiplantae; Streptophyta; Magnoliopsida; Lamiales; Lamiaceae
Exons: 2
Coding region: 1-537 (178 amino acids)
Source: RefSeq, a predicted model, not a curated record
AUGAUUAAUGCUUUCGACGUGCCGAUUAUAGCUUUGUUUGAUACUGGAGCGUCCCACUCUUUCAUUUCACAUGCUGCUUGUAAGAGAUUAGAACUGGCUCCACAAUUGGCUGAGAUAACUUUAGAAGUUAACACCCCUGGUAAUGGAAUAUUGACUGCUAAGGACAUUAUCUCGAACUUAGAGCUGAACAUAGGUGCUGAAACAUUUAAGGCAGAUUUGUAUGUCAUCACUAUGAUAGAGUUUGACAUAAUCCUAGGGAUGGACUGGCUUACUCAAGUCGGUGCCACGAUACUGUGUAGCGAGAGAAAGAUCUCUUUCCAAUCCGCUGGAAAGGAGAAGGCAAGUUUUCAUGGCAUAAGAAUGGGAGGAAGAGUACCAGUGAUUUCGGCGAUGAAGGCCACAAAGAUAAUGAGAACGGGAGAAUGUCAGGCUUUUCUGGUCAGUUUGACAGGAGAACAUGAAGUAAAGAAAACGAUCGAAGAAGUUCCAGUGGUGCGAGAAUUCAAAGAUGUUUUUCCCGAAGAAUUGCCCGCCUAG